UUUUGAGUCUCUUGUCUCUGACCUCAUUUUUCUUCUUAUUAUUGGGAGCUUAAUUUCUUCAUCAAUGGCCGCAACUAGAUUCCUCUCUCACAUUACGAUUUUCAAUUCCAAAAACUCCAACCUUUAUUCCAUCACCAUCCUCGCCAUUCUUUGCACCAUUUUCUACCUCAUUGGAAUAUGGCAACACUCUUUAGACCCCAUCCCCAACUCCUCCUCCUCACCAGUCUCCGGCUUCCUCUCCUCCUCCCCUUGCUAUUCCCUCCACACCGCCCAACUCGACUUCAUGCCCCACCACCUACCCCACGAUCCAACUCCCGUCACCGCGCGUGUCCCUCACUUCCCUCCUUGUAACAUCUCCUUCUCCGAGUACACCCCAUGCGAGGACGCUCGGAGGUCACUGAAAUUCGACAGGGACAUGCUCAUAUACAGACAGCGCCACUGUCCCGCAAAGAACGAGUUGUUAAAGUGUCGGAUACCAGCUCCGUACGGUUACAAGGUUCCUUUUAGAUGGCCUGAGAGUAGAGAGUUUGCAUGGUUUGCUAACGUUCCGCAUAAAGAGCUGACUGUCGAAAAAAAGGCUCAGAAUUGGGUUAAGGUGGAAGGGGAGAAAUUUAGAUUUCCCGGUGGCGGCACCAUGUUCCCUCGCGGAGCUGGUGCUUAUAUUGACGACAUCGAUAAAUUGAUAAAUCUCAAAGAUGGUUCCAUAAGAACAGCCAUUGAUACCGGUUGCGGGGUAGCGAGUUGGGGGGCAUACUUAUUAUCCAGGAACAUUAUAGCAAUGUCAUUUGCACCAAGAGACACCCAUGAAGCUCAAGUGCAAUUCGCUCUGGAACGUGGAGUCCCUGCCUUGAUCGGAGUCCUUGCUUCCAUUAGGCUUCCUUAUCCUUCAAGAGCUUUCGACAUGGCCCAUUGCUCUCGUUGCCUCAUCCCUUGGGACAACUAUGAUGGAAUAUAUUUAAUUGAAGUAGAUAGGAUCCUACGUCCUGGUGGGUAUUGGAUUCUAUCAGGGCCACCAAUCAACUGGGAAAAUCAUUGGAAAGGUUGGAAUAGAACGGCUGAUGAUUUGAAAGCAGAACAGUCUCGAAUCGAGACUGUGGCUAAAUCCCUGUGCUGGAAAAAAAUUGUACAAAAGGGUGAUAUUGCCAUUUGGCAAAAACCCACCAAUCAUAUCCAUUGCAAAGCAACCAGGAAGGUUUUCAAGCGGCCAAGGUUUUGCCAAACUCAGAACCCUGACAUGGCCUGGUAUACAAAAUUGGAGAAAUGUUUAACCCCAUUGCCUCAAGUAUCCGAAAUAAAGGAAAUUGCAGGUGGGCAAUUACCAAAAUGGCCACAGAGGCUGAAUGCAAUCCCUCCAAGGAUCAGCAGUGGAAGUUUAACAGGAGUUACAGGAAACAACUUCGUAGAGAACACAGAGCUAUGGAAGGAGAGAGUAGCAUAUUAUAAGAAUAUAGACUAUCAGCUAGCACAGACAGGGCGAUACCGCAACUUGUUGGAUAUGAAUGCAUAUUUGGGAGGCUUUGCAGCAGCUCUUGUCGAUGACCCCGUCUGGGUCAUGAACGCUGUACCCGUCGAGGCUGAUCAGCUCAACACUCUUGGAGUUAUCUAUGAACGUGGAUUGAUUGGAACUUACCAAAAUUGGUGUGAGGCAAUGUCUACUUAUCCUAGAACCUACGAUUUUAUUCAUGCAGACUCCAUUUUCAGUCUCUACAAAGACAGAUGUGACAUGGAGGAUAUUCUUCUAGAAAUGGAUAGGGUUUUACGACCAGAAGGCAGUGUAAUCAUUAGAGACGAUGUGGACGUGUUGUUGAAAAUCAAGAAAAUCAUAGACGUUAUGCAAUGGGAGGGAAGAAUUGCAGACCAUGAAAAGGGACCCCAUGAAAGAGAGAAGAUUCUUUUUGCAGUUAAGCAAUAUUGGACUGCACCACCAUUGGCACCCAAACAUGACCAAUAAGGAAUUAAUAAAGCUUCAUAGCUGCCAUAAAAACUCAUUCAAAGACUAAGGUCUAAUAUCAUUUGUAAAAACUCAAACCUAAAAGGAAACAAAGUCAGCAGGGGUUAUGGUACCUGGCGAAAAACUACAAAAGCUCAUGAAAAUAAGGCAAAACAGUCGAUGCUAUAUGAAUUCCAGAAACAAUGCUUCCUGUUUGCCUGUCAGACCAAGUUGGUUGAAACUUAAAGAGCAGUCAGCGGCACCAAAAGCACGGCGAGGAUAUGGCCUUACCUGUUAAUUAAUGGAAGUGAGUAACAAAUGACAAUAUAUAAUUAGUAGCUCAUAUUACAUUGUUAAUACCAUUGAGAGAACAGGAAAAAUAAAUCUAUGAUACCAAUUAGAGGAAUUGAAAAACUGAAACCUCAAUAACCACAUAAAGAGAUUAAACACAAAGACUAGGUAGCACUCACCACUCUGUAAGUCCCUGGCUUCACCACUUCCCCAACACCUAUGAAGUCAAAGAGAAGCUACAAUGGAAUGAAACAAAAAUCAGAAUAGGAAAUAAACGAAUCUAUAGUCUUAAAUUUCAGAAAAAAUUUUACCUGGAGCUUGUCUGACUUGCGAAAGCGACGUCCACGGCGGGUGCCAUCUGGAAUCCUAACAAGUAUAGUUAUUGCAUUCUCAUCAUCUAUUGCUGGCUCUGGUGGGAGUGAAGUACUUUUUGCUGACAUUACCUUGUUGACUUCCUGCCCUCAGCGAAAUAAACUAGUGAUUAGACUAUGUAAUUCACAAUCCAAAUCGGAAGUGAAUCUGUAACUAGGAUGAUCCUUUUAAAUUUAGAUAGAAAGGGGAUUAUUCAUGUUUAGAAUGGCAUUUCGUAUUGUUUAUUGAAACACAAGCCUAUUAGAUUUCUUAAAGAUAGACAUAGCAGUAUUUCAUCA
Messenger RNA from Gossypium raimondii (Peruvian cotton), 2871 nucleotides. RefSeq names its product probable methyltransferase PMT15. The transcript is spliced from 7 exons. Gene Ontology annotation, molecular function: methyltransferase activity. Gene Ontology annotation, cellular component: cytoplasm; endosome; trans-Golgi network. Lineage: Eukaryota; Viridiplantae; Streptophyta; Magnoliopsida; Malvales; Malvaceae. The record is from RefSeq and is a predicted model, not a curated record. Bases 65 to 1951 code for a protein of 628 amino acids.